Molecule: messenger RNA, 1341 nt
Organism: Cynara cardunculus var. scolymus (artichoke)
Lineage: Eukaryota; Viridiplantae; Streptophyta; Magnoliopsida; Asterales; Asteraceae
Product: eukaryotic translation initiation factor 2 subunit alpha homolog
Exons: 7
Coding region: 121-1149 (342 amino acids)
Cellular component (GO): eukaryotic 48S preinitiation complex; eukaryotic translation initiation factor 2 complex; eukaryotic translation initiation factor 2B complex
Molecular function (GO): ribosome binding; RNA binding; translation initiation factor activity
Source: RefSeq, a predicted model, not a curated record
UUAGACGCCGGCCCAACACACAACACAAACCCUUUAUAAAACCCUAGAGCAUACAUUAUUUUCAAAUCUUUUGAUUCCUUCCUUAUCAAAACCCUAACAUAGAUCCUUCACUUCACAAAUAUGGCUUCCAGCUUCCCCAAUCUUGAAUGUCGUAUGUACGAAGCCAGGUUUCCCGACGUCGAUAUGGCCGUCAUGAUUCAAGUCAAAAGCAUCGGUGAGAUGUGUGCCUACGUUUCACUCCUCGAGUACAACAACAUCGAGGGUAUGAUUCUUUUGUCCGAGCUCUCACGCCGCCGUAUUCGUAGUAUCAACAGUUUGAUUAAGGUCGGCCGUAUUGAGCCCGUUAUGGUUCUUCACGUAGACGCAGAGAAAGGCUAUGUUAAUCUUAGCAAGAGGAGGGUUUCCGAAGAGGAUAUUCAGAUUUGUGAAGAUAGGUAUAAUAAGAGUAAGCUUGUUCACUCCAUUAUGCGCCAUGUCGCCGAAACUAUGCAGCUUGAUCUUGAGGAUCUGUAUAUUCAUGUUGGUUGGCCUUUGUACCGGAAGUAUGGCCAUGCGUUUGAGGCAUUUAAGUUAGUUGUGAGCGAUCCUGAUUCAAUUCUUAAUUCACUUACCCGUGAAGUUAAAGAAACUGGUCCUGAUGGAGAGGAGGUGACGAAAGUGGUUCCUGCUUUGACGGAUGAAGUCAAAGAUGCAUUGGUAAAGAACAUUAGAAGAAGAAUGACUCCACAACCUUUGAAGAUCCGGGCAGAUAUUGAAAUGAAAUGCUUUCAGUUUGAUGGAGUUCUUCACAUUAAGGAUGCUAUGCGGAAGGCUGAAGCUGCUGGGAAUCAGGACUGCCCUGUUAAGAUUAAGUUGGUUGCUCCUCCAUCUUAUGUUCUUAUCACUCAAACUCUUGACAAGGAGCAAGGGAUUUCAGUUCUUACUAAAGCAAUUGCUGCUUGUACGGAAGAAAUAGAGCUCCACAAGGGAAAACUGACAGUAAAGGAGGCACCUAGAGCGGUGAGUGAACGUGAAGACAUAUUGUUGGCUGAACGUAUGGCUAAGCUAAGUCAAGCCAACGAAGAAGUGGAAGGAGACGAUGACAGUGAAGAGGAAGAAGACACAGGAAUGGGAGAUAUUGAUUUGGAGAAACAGCAGCAGGAAAUUUAGAGAGAAAAGUUGUUUAGUAGUAAUAUUAAAUUUUGGUGUCAAUGGAAAUCCAAUGAAUAGAAAGUUGUUAAGAGAGCAUGCAUACUAUUGAUAUUUGCAUUUGAUGAUUGUAGCAACGUAUGAUAUGCAGGCAGCUUCAACUUGUAUGUAAACCUAAAACCAAAUAGUAACAAUGAUUGAUUGAUUGAUUGA